CGCGAGGUAGUUAAAUGUUUGAAGGGUGUACGCGCAGUUUGAUUUGGCUACAGCGAGUAUCCGAAACCCACUGUUUGGAAGACUGGAAGACGUCAAUACUAGAUUAUGGUCACUGUCUUCAAAGAAAGGAACUGAAAAAGUCCCUACAUAAUGUCAGUGGCAGUAGAAACCACAGUGUCCAGGGUGUCUCUCCCCCUUCCCACCCACUUCUCCCAUGCAGAGCGAUCCUUCUCCCUCAAAAAGCGCCGUCUCCCUUUUUCCUCGUCGUCUAUUUCCAGCUCAUCAUACUCUUCGCCUGCCAGGCUCUCACAUUCUCUGCCCCCACUGCCACCUUCCAAGGGAUGUCCCCCUCUCAGUAGGAUGUUCCCCCAGCAUCCAUCCCCCUGGACACCCCUGUCUGGUUCCCUUAGUACGUCUCCCCCUCCAAAUUCUGUGUAUGAUCCCAGCAAACAGCAGUCCUAUUUUAAUCAGUGCUUCACGAAUUUGGGCCUGCUGGGAAGAGGAUCCUUCGGAGAGGUCUACAAGGUACAAAGCAACCGGGACGGCCACCAGUAUGCAGUCAAGCGCUCUGCUCAUCGCUUCAGGGGCAACCGUGAGAGGAACCGGAGUGUGAGGGAAGCCAGGAACCACGAGCGCCUGUGUCCUCAUCCUCAUAUCCUGCAUUUUGUGGCAGCCUGGGAGGAGUGUGGCCGACUGUACAUUCAGACAGAACUGUGUAGUACCAGCUUGCUGCUCCAUGCUGAGAGCCAGCCUCCUGGCCCAGAUGAGUCUGCAGCAUGGGCCUACCUGUGCGACCUCCUUUCAGCACUACAACACUUACACUCUCAUGGUUUUGUGCAUCUGGACCUCAAGCCUGCUAAUGUCCUUAUGACUGAGUCUGGACGUCUCAAGCUUGGAGACUUCGGGCUUCUGCUCGACCUCAAACAAAACAGUACAGAGCCUGUAGAGGGGAAAGUGAAAGAGGAUGUCCAGGAGGGAGAUCCCAGAUACAUGGCCCCUGAGCUGCUCCGUGGGGAGUAUGGACCUGCUGCAGAUGUUUUCAGUUUGGGUGUUUCUAUUCUGGAGCUUGCCUGUAAUAUUGAAGUUCCAAAUGGAGGAGAGGGCUGGCAACAGCUCAGACAAGGCUGCCUUCCCUCAGAGCUGACCAGCAGCCUGUCAGCUGAGCUUCAGACAGUACUUCGGAUGAUGCUGGCCCCAGAACCGUCGGACAGGCCGACAGUCUCUAAGCUUCUUGCACUCCCCCCUGUUUGGAAACACAGGUGGAAAAGGCGCAUCUAUCUAUUGGUCGCUGAGACCACACUGAAACUGGUCUCCCUCUGUCAGUUGGUGGUGUGCUUUGGGUGUAGACUCUUGUCUUCCCUUCACUUGUCCUCUCUCCCUCAUUGGACAAAGCCAGUGCCCUGCACUCCUCCCAAGGAUAGCUGGGACAGGGACUUAACCCUGCCCCUCAGUGCCAUGCAUGCUGACUCAGAUAGCCCAGUGGAUGAUGCAGUGUUUGUGUUGGAUCCCACAGACUCGGAGCUUUCCCCAACUUUCUCAAACAGGGUCAAAUCAAGAUUGUCUAUGGAAAGCACAUCCACACCUCUCCCAGGUUCACAGACACACAGUCAUCGAAGUCCCUACCACACACCCACUCACUCAAAUCUGGGUGAUUGGUCCUCCUGUAACUUAGCGCAGACCCCCUCCAGUAUCCACUCAAAUGGUUCCUGCCACACACUGACACCUAGUGCGAGCCCCAUGCACACAGAGCUCCAUGCAGACAUCACAAAUGAAAACUCCACACGCAGCCGAUACUCUUCAUCCGCCAAGUCCUCGCAGCGACGUGGUCGCAGCUGCAUCCAGGUGGAGGAGGCUUUACUCCGACCCAACUUUGAACCAAAGAACCUGCUCAGUCUUUUUGAGGAAACAACUCCAUGAGCACAAUACUGCCAGUUUACAUUCAGGAGCAGGGUUAUUUCACUUUAAAAUGUAAAUUGAAGAGGACCUUAUGUAAGAAUGUAACAAGUUCACUACUUAGUUUGUAUGAACAGCUUUUGCCAUCUUUUAUCGGUCCUACAGCAGCUUCUUGUAUCGCAAAAAAAAAGAACAGUUUAGGUGAAAGGGUUGAAUAUGUAAUCAGUCUUUAAAGCACUUUUUAUGUUUGUGCAAAUGCAAUCUGUUGCUGAAAUGACAAGUCAUGAUGUGUUGUUAAAUAAUUAGCUUGUUGUACUCUGAGUCAUUUAUCUCACGAGUUACAAAGGGAAAUAAAAGGAGGAGGGA
Chelmon rostratus (copperband butterflyfish) is the source of this 2259-nucleotide messenger RNA. It is a transcript of the gene pkmyt1, whose product is annotated as protein kinase, membrane associated tyrosine/threonine 1. Lineage: Eukaryota; Metazoa; Chordata; Actinopteri; Chaetodontiformes; Chaetodontidae. The record is from RefSeq and is a predicted model, not a curated record. The transcript is spliced from 8 exons. Bases 151 to 1917 code for a protein of 588 amino acids. Gene Ontology annotation, molecular function: ATP binding; protein kinase activity. Gene Ontology annotation, biological process: protein phosphorylation.